Molecule: messenger RNA, 1073 nt
Organism: Pomacea canaliculata
Lineage: Eukaryota; Metazoa; Mollusca; Gastropoda; Architaenioglossa; Ampullariidae
Exons: 5
Coding region: 22-714 (230 amino acids)
Source: RefSeq, a predicted model, not a curated record
ACAGGCUGCGGCAACAUCAACAUGUUCAAGCUGUGCUUGUAUGCAAACAUUAUUCUUGUGUGUGUCGGCAUGCAGGCGCAUAGGAAAAACGUUGCGCUAAACAAACCGUGUGGCAGCAGCUCUCGACAUAGUGAAUCAGAAAGUUGCUCAGGAGCUGUAAAUGGAAAUGAUGGUACUUUUUAUGAUCCCAGCGAACCUUGGAUUAACUGCAUUCAUACUGACUUUAAUGAUUUGAAGCCCUUCUGGUGGGUGGACCUGGGACAGGAGUUUACCCUGAACACCAUCACGAUCUAUGGACGAGCAAGUUUUAUAAAAAGAAUGAAAUGCGUGAACGUAUCCGUUGAUGGGAAAGUCAUCAAAAGAUUCGAUGAUCUGAGUGGUUGGACCAAUGAUACAUAUGACAUCAGAGCAGCCAUCAAGGGGCGAGUGAUCAACAUCACCAAAGACUGCGAUAGCGAGGGCACUAUGCUGAACAUCUGUGAGGUGCAGGUGUGGGUUUGUAACGACGGUUGGUAUGGAAACUGUUCCAUGACCUGUGGUCCCUGUGCUGAUGGCUCUGUCUGUGACAAGAUCAACGGCAAAUGUGCCAACUGUAAAAUGGGUUUCCAGCCACCCCAUUGCAAAGAGUCGAAAAGAGUGAGCGAGAGACAGAGAGAAGGCGUCAAAAAGGAAGUUCGCAAGACAGAGAGGAAGAGUAGGGGGCGUCAGAGGUGACAGUAAGAAAGAAAGACAGAAAGAACAAAAGACAAGAUGGAAAUAGUAGCAGAGAAGUACUAUCUUUACUCCGGACCUACCUUGGUAGGAAGAACCUCGCCAUCCAUUGCGACAGUGACAGUUUCCGUUGACAGGAUUGCACAAUCCUUUGUCACAGCCACGUCCACAGGUGAGAAAGCAGUCUAUACCCCAGUAUCCCUGUGAGCACUCUGUCAUUAUACAAGAUAUUUACAUAUUGGUCUUCAGCAAGAAAUAAGUCGAUUUAAUUAUUUUAAUUGGAAUCUUCUAUCUGCAACAGUAAGUUGUCUUGGUACAACCAGCUGUAAUCUCACAAAAAUAUUUCAAUUUAUUGCCAAAGA